AUGACUUUAGAUGAUAAUCGUGUCUUAAAAACCUAUUCAAGAAUUGGACAACAUUUGAGAAUACACUUCAGACAAUUGGAUCAAUUGAAUGACGAGACAUACGGAUCAGAUGGCAGUCAUAUAAGUGAUAAAACUAAUGUCAGAGAAACCGAUGCUUCAGAUGAACUACAAUUAAGUGGUGAAUCAGUGGACAUGACUUUAGAUGAUAAUCGUGUCUUAAAAACCUAUUCAAGAAUUGGACAACAUUUGAGAAUACACUUCAGACAAUUGGAUCAAUUGAAUGACGAGACAUACGGAUCAGAUGGCAAUCCUAUAAAGACUGAAUGCGAUGUCUCUGAAACUGAUGCCACAGAUGGACAGCAAUUGAGUGGUGAGACAAACCUCGUGGACACACAAACUCUUUGCGAAGACAAACAAUUGGAUCAAAUAAUAGAUUUAUUUGAAGAAACGUAUGAAUCAAAUGUUAAUCUCAAUGGAAAUGAUUGUAAUGUCAGACAAUCAGAGCCGACAGACAGACAACAAUUGGGACAACGAGUGGAUCGAGUGAUGACUUAUAAAGUGGUCAACAAAAAGACUGCAAACAAUGCGCCGAAGACUUUGAUCACAACUCAAAGCCAAUCACAGGACAAGAAAGUGGUUUAUUUGGUCGUAAACUCUGGUAACCAAACGUCGGCACAAACCUCUGGAACUAGUGUUUUGAGACCGCAAUUAAUGCUGGUUUCGGUGCCCAAAGAACUGCAAUGUGAUGUCAUUGGCUGUCAAUUCAAGUGCCGAUCGCAAGAUCUGCUGACAAAACACCGCAAAGACCACAAAUGCGUUUCUCGACUGGAAGUGCUCACUGAUAGACAAAUGAUUGUCUCGAAGACAUCGACGCAAGACAUUAACGUUAUUCCGGGCGACAAAACGCCGAUAAAGCGAAACACGAAAUCAUUUGAAUGCAAAUACAAUGACUGCGACUUUCGGACAGAAAGUUUGAGAAAUAUUCAAAAUCACCGCAAAAUACACGACAAUCCGUAUCGACGGCAACGAUUGCGAGGCCUUCGCACCCAAUACUAUGAUUUGGUCACCAAUUCAUACAUUUGUGACGAAACCAAUUGUCAGAAGGCAUUCAAAUAUUACAGCCAUUUAAGAUAUCAUAAGACAAUUGUCCACACGAGUCAACCAUCCGUUUGCUGUGAUUUUCUCGACUGUAAUAAAGUGUUUAAAAAGAAAUCUUAUCUCAAACUUCACUACAACUCAGUCCACAUUAAAGGCAUACGAUGUCCGCACACGGGUUGCGGCCAACAGUUUAACAAUGAUAGAGAUUUACGUAACCAUAUGUUAAGACACGUAACUGAGCCAUCAAUUGUGAGUCAAUCCAUUAGUCCACUGGAAGUGUUGACAGACAGACAGAAGGAUGACUCAAAGGCAUCGAUACAAGACAUUGAUGAGGAGGUGAUUCCCGAAGACAAUGAAUGUAAUUACAAGGACUGCAAUUCUCGGAGCGAAUCAUUGGUUAAUUUUCAAGAUGACCACAACGUGCACAACACGACCCGCUAUCGAGCGCUUCCCAGGAAACAGCGUCUGGAGCUUCAGCGCCGGUGCUAUGAUUUGGCCACCAAUUCAUACAUCUGUGACCAAACCGACUGUCAUAAGAGGUUCAAGAGUUACAGACUUAUGUCCGCUCAUAAGACUCGUCUCCACACGAGUCAAGCCGUUCGCUGCGAUUAUGACGGCUGUAAGAAAGUGGCGAAAAACAAACGUUAUCUCAGAGCUCAUCGCAAGUUUUGCCACAACAACGAUAAGCCCAUACACUGUCCGCACGAAGAUUGCGGCAAAACAUAUGUCAAUAAUAGCGCUUUAAGGGCACACAUGUUCAGUCAUACAACUGAGCGGCCAUUUGUGUGCGAUUUCAUUGGCUGCCAGAAGAGCUUUAAGGAUAAGCCAAGUUUUACGGGUCACCAACGGAUCCACUCAAAGGAGCCCACUUUCCGGUGCACUUUUGACGGCUGUGCGCAACGGUUUCAGACGGCAAACCUAAUGAAUAAGCAUCGGGUGGCCGAUCACCAGAAGCCCCGUUACGUACAGAAGAAAAAACUGGUGACCUGUCAGUGGCCGGGCUGUGACUAUAGCGCCACUCGUACUGAUCUGAUGACAAGCCACCAACGCGUCCACACGGGUGAGCGGCCGUAUGUCUGCGAUUGGCCCGAAUGUGGCAAACGGUUCGCCCGAACGAACGCUUUGAAUGACCACAAGAAUGUCCACAACAACGUUAAACCCUAUGCCUGUCAUUGGCCCGGAUGUGAGUACCGGAGCGGCAACACUGCAAAUAUGGCUAAACAUAAUAGACAAGUGCAUAAAAAGUGA
This is a messenger RNA of Medioppia subpectinata, 2346 nucleotides long. Lineage: Eukaryota; Metazoa; Arthropoda; Arachnida; Sarcoptiformes; Oppiidae. The record is from the annotation of a GenBank genome assembly.